Molecule: messenger RNA, 7023 nt
Organism: Durio zibethinus
Lineage: Eukaryota; Viridiplantae; Streptophyta; Magnoliopsida; Malvales; Malvaceae
Source: RefSeq, a predicted model, not a curated record
CAGUUGGGCCGUAACACACAGGGUUACGAACGUAAUUUCAAAAAAUUCCAGAACUCCGUCGAACUCACAUCCCCCCAAAACUCUCUCACUCCGCAUAGCGAGAGAGAAAACAACGCUCCACUCGGCAUCGGCUCUCUCUUCCUUUCCGCGGCCAUGGCGAUGGCAUCUUCCGAACAACCUCUGAAGAAGCGAAGGCUGUACGAGCCUCCACCUGAGCCGCCGGAGACCGUUGAGCAACCAGUUACCUCCGUAGCUCCGCCAAACACUCCACCUCCGCUGUCUCAAGAGGAGAUUCUCGUGAGAAGGAGAAACAGAGACGAGAUUCGAAUUGUUUACGAGAAUUACAAGAGGAUCAAGUCCUGUAUUGCCCUGAAAGGCAAAGAUGCUCGGCACAUGCCUGAGCUUGAACAAGCUUACCUAGCUCUCAUAACUGCUUCUAAAGGUUGUACAAGCGUACAGCGUCUUGUUGCUGACUUCAUUCCUCGGUAUGCCUCAUACUGUCCAACAGCGCUUGAAGCUGCUACAAAAGUCAUUAUUGAUAUGCAUAACUCUAGCUUGGCAGUGAUAAGUAGGGGAGAAGAUGUUGAUAAUGUUGCAUUUCAAACUUCUAAAGCUUCCAUUUUUGGUCUAGCUGAUAUUUGUUGCACAGCUUCUAAAGAGGCACUGGCAUCAUCAGUUAUAAGAGGCAUCUGCUUAGCAGUUUUCCAGAAUGUGCUCUCCUUUUUCGUAUCAUCCUUUGAGGGAAAGGAUUUGUUUCAGAUUGUUGAUGAUGAUAUUUGCAAAAUGAAGGAUUCUGAUGAAAUAUUUUCUGAGCUAAAGCAAAAAUUUUCAGAUGAUGAUGAAUCUUCGUCAAUUAAGUUAUCCAAAUUCCGUGCCCUGACUCUAAUCUGGAUUUUCUUCCGUUGUCCUAAGAAUUUGCUUUCUGCCUGUUUUGAGCUCUUCAAAUCAUCUGCAACUGAAGAAGCUGAUAAAGGACUGUAUUUUCUGAGAUGGGCAACAAGCAAGCUUGAUAGUCUUGAUGAUAGUGGUUUAGAUAAAAUAGAUAUAGGGCCUAAAUCUGGUACAGGUUCGCUUGGAACAAGCACCAAAGGUAGUGAGCUUAGCGGUGAGACACCAGGAUCAGAUAGUGGCAAUGUUACAGAAGAUGCAUCUCUCGUUCUGAAGAGCUCUUUGUUGGGUCUGGUUUUUGGUAGAAAUCCAUCAUUGAGUAGUUGGAUGUUUGUAAAGUACAAGAAUUUGUGUAAGUUAUCUCCAUCUAAAUCUGUGCCAGAGUUUAUAUCUAGCUUGGAAGGAAUCUUUGAAUCAUUUUGGAAACAUAUUAACAUUGAAGCCAGUCAAGUAGCCAGUGAUGAGGAUGAAACCUCAAGUGACCCAUCUGGAAGAGGUAAAUCCAGCAAUGAGAAUUAUGUUGAAAAUUUAUCUGAUCAAUAUCUGAAGCCACAUGUUGUUCCCCUUGAAACUAAUCUCUACUUGAAUGCUGGUUCUAGUCAUGAUAGUAGAGGUUCAAGGUCCAUGGACUUUGAAAGGCAAGACCAUGGGGAUUUAUCCGGUGGCAGGUCUUCAGUUCCUGGGGACCUAUCAAGCCAUCAGAUGCUUUCACCUGCUACAAGAACACCAAUGGACUUCAGGAGUAAUUCUUUUGAAGGUAGAAAUCACUUUAAGAUUGUUGACAAGAAUCAAGUUUCAAAUUCCAAUGCUGCUUCUGCCUUGAGAUCCUCUAGUGGAGGUGUAAGUAAUGCUUUGGCAUCACCCAAUAAUUGUUUUGCAACAUCAUCUCAAACUGCUUGCGCAUGGUAUUUUGAUGGUGAUCCUGCAGCCAUGGGUAUUUUCUCAGCUUCUCGGCAGCUAUGGUUGGGAUCUUUAGGGUCUGAUGCAUCUGAAGGCCAUAUAAGAUUUCAGCUUGAGAGAUUUGCUCCCAUUGAGCAAUUUUUCUUUUUUCCAGUUAAAGGAUUUGUGUUGGUUGAGUACAGAAGCAUCAUUGAUGCCAUAAGGACUAGGGAAUAUAUCCGUGGCUGUUUUCCUUGGCGAGUAAUGUUCAUGGAUGUAGGAUUGGGAACCAGGGGUGCUGUGAAUGGUGUCGCUGUUGGUUCUAGUUCUCAUGUUUAUGUUGGAAACAUUUCGAGUCAAUGGGCUAGGGAUGAAAUUCUGCAUGAAUCAAGGAAAGUGGUCUACAAGGGUCCUUACAUGGUUACUGAUCUUACUUGUGAAUGUGCAUUGCUGCUGGGAUAUGAAACUCCUGAAGAAGCUGCUGCUGUAAUGGCACAUCUCAGGCAGCAUCGAAAAGAAAAAAGUAGCCAUAUGCCACCAUUUAAUGCAGGGCCAGCUAGUGUCACUAUGUCCCAUGUUGACAACGGAAGGUCUGGUGCUGCUCCACCUAUCCAUGUUGACAGUGGCCAUAUGCCACCAUUUAGUGCUGGGCCAGCUAAUGUCUCUAUGUCCCAUGUUGACAGUGGAAGGUCUGGUGCUGCUCUGCCUAUCCAUGUUGACAUCAAAAACAAUAACUCAGCAAACAUGUCUAGCAGCUCAAUGGAACUUGUAUCUCCCAGGUUAAGGGUGGAUAAUCAUGCAUCUGCAGCACCAGGUGCACAUCCAUUUCAGUCAAACUGGCCCACUUCUGGUUGUACAGAUAUGCCUGAAGGUGGGGUGAGAAAAGUUGAUGGUUAUGACAACAACCUUAUAGCAGAUCCUGCACAAGGAGGUGGUGCUGUUGUCUCUGGUGCCUCUGGACAAGUAUGGAAUUAUAAAAAACCUGAAUGUGAGCUGCAUUCUGCACCUGGGAGCAUGCCAUGUAUGCCUGUAGCAACACAGAGCCUUUCUGCUCCACCACCAGCGCCACAACUCCAGGCACCUCCAUUUAUGCGACCUGUUUACCAUCCUCCAAACAGUUCCUGGGAUCCCAGAGGUUUGAAUCACCAUUUUCCUCAAAAUCCAAUUUCACCUGGGGUUGUGCCUAAUACUUUUCAUGGCAAUGCUGUUCCACCUCCCUUUUUACCUGCUUCUGUGACUCCACUUGCUCAGAUGCAGGGACCUCCAAUGCAGCAUUUUGAGCAGAUGUUUCCACAUCCUGUUGUCCCACCACCUUUAUCAUCAAUGCCACCUCAACCUGAAAUGCUACCUCCACCUCCACCUCCACCUCCUCCAUCCCCACCACCAUUGCCACAGUCACUGCCACCUUUGGUUCCUCCUCCACCUAAUUCUCCUCCUCCCCCUCCCCUUCCACCUAUUGCAGAAUCAACUGAUAUGGGAAGUUCUGAACAGUGUGUAAAGUAUCAGUGGCGGGGCGCAUUAUGUAAGAGUGGGGUUCAUUAUUGCACAAUUUAUGCUCAGAGACUAGAGUCUGAUCUUUGCAAAUAUUCAAAUGCCAUUUCUGAACCUGCUGAAUGGCCUGCCAAAUUAGACAUGACCAAACGCACAGAUUUUCGGCAUGUGAAGUCCACGUUCACCAACACCCCACCACAUAAAAGGGAAGUUUGUUGCUUGAUCCCAUCUUCUACAAGUGACCAUAAAGGAUUUCAGGAUUUUAUCUCGUACUUGAAGCAGAGGGACUGUGCAGGAGUGAUUAAGAUUCCAGCAAUGAAAUCCAUGUGGUCCAGGCUUCUUUUUAUUCUUCCCUACUCACAAGAUGCGUGUUCUAUGCUUUCAGUUGCACCUAAUCCAUCUGACUGCCUCAUUGCCUUGGUUUUGCCCAAAGAAACAAACUUUGAGUGGAGUCGACGGUUUCUCGUGCAUCACAUAAAAGCCUCUGGUAAGAACCCAAAGAAAGUAACAAUGAAGCUUCUUAUCUCCGUCCUCCAUUGUACAAAAAUGCUUUUCCCUCGGAUAGUCUUAUUAGUUUGUCAGUUAAUAAUAAAUGGUUUCUUGGUGAUUACGAAUGUCAAUAUGAGCAAGAAAGAAAAUUCAGAAAGGGAAAAUGAACAGAACAUAAAAACCCUUCGGGAAUACGCUGUCAGCGACACCUAUAAAUUGAACAACAAUAAGACGCAAAAACAGAAGAAAAAAAUGUCUCAUAGAUACACUAACAGCAGCAGGCAAGACGGCGACUACAGAAAUAAUUUCCCCAAAUCUCAGAAGAAAUACAUCCCCAAAAAUCAAAACCCUAAUCCGACCUCCCUCUCGACUUCUCUCAGGCAGUCUCUUCCCAAACAAUACGAUGCUCCGUCAUCCAGUAGUCGAGCAGCCGCAUCCUCAGAUUCUACCAGCAGCCGUGUUCGGAUGGGAGAGAAUGGGGAUUGGGUGCCAAACAGAGCAACUCCAUCCACUCCUGCCAAUGGCAAUUUCGUAAAUUACUUGCCACAAGAUGAAGCCGUGGCGGCCGGCCUCGGCGCUGAGGAAGGAGGAUUGGAUCCAGUGGAAUCACAGAGAGUAGUUGAUCUCUUAAAUAGGGAGUUGUCUCGCUUGCUCAAGCUCAGCCCCAGAGAAUUCUGGAAACAGGUGGCUGGCGACGCAUCUUUGCAUGAAUUCCUGGACUGCUUCUUGCAAUUCAGGAGCAGGUGGUACGAUUUUCCUCAUCGGGGUGUGAAAGGGAUCGUUGCUGGAGUUAUUGUUGGAGAGUUUGAAUUAAGCCGCCGUGUCUUCAUGCUGUUGUAUCGAAUAUCUUCAAAUAGGGAUCCUGGUGCUCGAGCUGCUGAUAGUCUUAGUGCCAACGACCACGUAGUCAUCUUGAAGGAAAAGAAGUUGCUUGACUUGCCGAAGUUGUUCGACAUAUGUGCUAUAUAUGGUCAUGAAAAUGAUGAUCUGACCAAAUUGCUGGUAGCAAAUGCUCUCAAAGCUCAGCCCACAACCCAUGAUAAUCUGACUGGAGUGUUGUCUCAUUUCUUGAGUAUUGUUCAUACAAUGCAUGAACGCUGCAGCACAUCUUUGGAGGUUCUUUUUUCUUCUGGAAAUCAUGGAGAUCAUGGAUAUGAUCGGCUUCAUAUUGACUUUUUGGAGGUCAUGGACUUUAUUAAUGAUGCCAUUGUAUCUAUGGAUGCUUUUGUUACUGCAUACAGACCUGCAGCUGUUUUUUUCUCUUGUCCUGUUGAAAUGAGUUAUGGGAAUGAAGAAUUGCUCACAACUCUUUCACGUCUGCAUGAUAAUUUACUUCCAUCUUUGCAACGGGGUUUUCGAAGCAGUACUAAAUCUGGAGAAUUCGCAAGUCUAACAGAUAUUGCUUUAAGUUUGAAGAUGUUGUCUAUUAGAAUAGUCAAAUUCGGUUGGAAACUAUUCAAUAUUUGCUAUCUUAGUGAUGAAGUGUUUUUGGGUGGACAUCCUAUCCUGACUGCAACAAAGAUGUUUCCAGCCACAGUAGAAGAUCCAUUCAUAAGAGCAGAUAUUUUGGUUCAAACUUUUAGGGAGAUAAAUGGAGUUUCACUGCAAGUUCAAGAGAAUGAGAAAUGGGAUACUUUCCUUCAGAAUGUUGAAAAGAAUUGCAAUAUAAUGAGCAAACUUGAGAAUUUGCAGAAUACUGGGUGGGUAGUCUUGGAUGAUGAACAAUUUCAGUAUUUAUCUGGGAUUAUGAUGUAUUCAACAAAGGACAUUGCUAAAGAGCAACCCCCUAAACCCCCCACACCAGCCCCUGUGACAAGCCAAAAGGUACAGAUGGAUGAGGAUGCAGCAAUUAUGCAAUCCAAAAUCAGCCAAGUAAAAGAUCUCUUUCCUGAUUAUGGCAAAGGGUUCAUAGCUGCUUGCCUUGAAGUUUAUAACCAAAAUCCAGAAGAGGUUAUUCAGAGGAUUCUGGAGGGAAGUCUUCAUGAAGAUCUGCAGGCCUUGGACACUUCCCUGGAGACAAUGCCAGUGCCCAAGUCUGCUUCAACGCUGAGCAGGAAUGAUAAAGGAAAAGGGAAACUGGUUGAAACUGUAGAAGUAUCCUCAAUUACAACAGUACCUGUAGUUAACAGACAACUGGUUGAAGGCCCAUCAGUUUCAUCCUCAUCUUCAGUUGGGAGGUUUGUUAGGAAGUCUAGAGAUGGCUCACCUGAUUAUGCUACUCUUGAUACCAGAGACGAUAAGGAUUCAUCAAGAAAAAUUGCUCUGAUUUCUCAGUACGAGUACGAUGAUGAAUAUGAUGACUCUUUUGAUGACCUGGGUCUAAGUGUUGCAGAGUCUGGGCUGGAGGAAAAUGAGCUGCUAAGUGACAACAUCAGCUUGGACUUGGGGAAGACCUGGGGUCUGCAACCUGAAAGUUUUGGUCAAUCUACGCCCAGUUCAAAAUGGGGCUCAAGAAAGAAGCCUCAAUACUAUGUCAAGGAUGGUAAGAAUUAUAGUUAUAAGGUUGCAGGUUCAGUUGCAGUUGCAAAUGCCAAUGAAGCUUCAUUAGUCACCCAAGCUCAGCAAGAGUUGAUACAUGGCCUUGGACGCGGUGGCAACCUUCCUCUUGGUGCAGUUAAGAAGCUGAUGGAGCAGGAGGAGCAAACCAACCAGCCUGAUAUGUCUGAAAUGGGAGGGAGAGAACAUGCAAGGAACCCUAGGGGCAGAGGAAAAAGAGGUGGAGGAAGACAAAGAGAGUCCCAUGAGGAGCAACAUAACCAGCCUGACAACACUGAAGAGGAAGAGAGAGGGAACGGGGGAAAUUAUAGGGGCAGGGGAAGAAGGGGUGGUGGAAGACAUAAUUACAGGAAGGAUCGGGCCAUGCAUAAGCACUUCUCUGGAUUGACUGGUUUUUAGGUACACAUGGGAAAGGGAUACCCUUUCCUUUUCAUACAAAUGGACUUAUUACUCCACACACAACUUUUCUUAAAAUCUAUUUCGAGAAUUCUUUCUACAUGAAGCUGCAAAUAAAUUGUAGAGUACAUUUCUCGACUUCCAUUUUGCGAAGUUGAGAAUAGAAAUCCCCAUGAAAGUUCAGCCUUUCACUAUGGGUAAGUUAUUUGUUUACCCAUCAAUUUCCAUCCAUUCAAGGAGGUUGAUUCAGAUUUCAGAGUAUUGGUACCCCGCUCAAACAGUUAGAAACCUGGACCGACGAAUCAAAAUAUCAUGGUAUGAUCAUAGGCUGUUGAUCAAACUUUGGCCGCUUUAGUAUUAUGACGCUGGGAAAUUCAGAUCACC